AUGUGGCUCUCUUGCUUAGCUUCCGCGUUUCGGACUGCAUUAGCUUGCACAAUAGUGGGCUGCGCCUCCCUCUACGGCCCCGCUUCACUCCGCCGCCAGAUAGAGUUCCCUGCUUUUUCGUACGCCACUGUGAUCAUCAUUAUCAACGGUGCGACGCUGGGAGACACCGUGCGGGCCUGCUGGCAGGCGGCUUACGCAACGGUGCUGGGUGUUUGCCCGGCGAUAUUGAGCCUGUGGGUGAUAGGACCGACGAGAUUGUCGAUCGGGAACAUGGCGGCAGCGGUGGCGCUGAGUGCAUUUGUGGUGGGGCUGCCGGAGUGGAGUGGGUUGGUGGUGGAGAGGAUAGCGCUGGGUCAGAUUGUGAUAGUGUACCUUCUGGCGCUGCUGAAAGGCGGGGAAACUGAUGCCGUCAUGCAUCCUGUACACGUGGCAGCCAGCACUGCCGUUGGGGUGCUGGCUUGUGUGCUUGCUCUCUUGUUUCCGUACCCACGGCUGGCUUCUUACGAGGUGAAACAGAAGUGCAAGCUAUUUGCUGAAAACGCUUCAGAGAGGCUGAAGCUCUUUGUGAAGGCAUUCUGUGCAGAAGACCACGCAUCAGCACUUUCAUCUAUUGCUCAAGCUAAGCGCUUUGCUGUUGCAGGAGCCAAACUUCAUCAUAGUGUCAAACGCAGACAAGGAAGCAUGCAGUGGGAGAGACUUCCUUUGAAAAUGUUCAAACCAUGUUACAAGAACCCAGGAGAGAGACUGCAAUGUAUACAGAUGCCAUUAAGAGGGAUGGAAAUUGCUUUAACCAGUUCUCCCUCAUUUCCGGUGAGAAUAAUGGAUGGAGAGUUGAAACAAGGUCUAGUUCAACUGGAGGAGCACCUGAGCCUCACCCUAAAACAACUGGAACUUAAGUGCUCUUCCCCCAGUGAUUCAUCAACUGUUCCAGAAUCAACCGCAGAGAAUGUGGUGAAGUCCCUCCAGAACUUUCAAACCAUCCCACCAACCCACAAAGAGUUGCCCUAUUUUUUCUUCUUAUUUUGCAUGAAACUCCUCCACAGUGAAUCAAUGGCCAAACCCUUUAAUUCUUGUCUUCAACCCAACUCUGUUGGUAAAAAUGAAGGGGUGGAUGAUUCAGGUAAACAAAAAGGGUCCUUCCUCGAAGGGGUUUCCAGCAGUUGGAGCAUGAAAGUAGACCGCAGUAGGCUCAUGCCAGCAUUGAAAUGCUCACUUUCCUUGGGGCUCGCUGUUCUAUUCGGGAUGAUUUAUAGCAAGGAAAACGGGUUUUGGGCGGGACUCCCAGUAGCCAUCACCUUUUCAUCUGCAAGAGAAGCAACGUUUAAAGUUGCUAAUCUCAAAGUCCAAGGGACAGUGUUAGGAACCGUGUAUGGAGUAUUGGGUUGCUUCGUUUUCGAAAGGUUUGUGAAACUGUGGUUCAUAUCGCUUUUUCCUUGGUUCAUUUUCACAAGUUUUUUACAGCGUAGCCAAAUUUACGGCCAGGCCGGUGGGCUUUCCGCUGUCAUUUCUGCAGUACUAAUAUUGGGAAGGAAAAAUUUCGGUUCCCCAAGUGAAUUUGCUAUUGCAAGAAUCGUUGAAACCUUCAUUGGAUUAUCUUGUUCAGUCCUUGUAGAUAUCGCUUUGCAACCCACCAGAGCUUCCACUCUAGCAAAAGUUCAACUCUCUAAAUGUCUAGAAGCCUUGCACGAUUGUAUUUGCUCAAUAUCUCUUUGUGCCAGCAAAUCCAAUUUAGAAGAGAAUCACAAAGUGCUGAAAUCCCAUUUAAAUGAGCUUGGGAAAUUCAUUGGAGAAGCUGAGGUGGAACCCAACUUCUUGUUUUUGCCUCUCCAUAGUGCUGCCUAUAGUAGACUCUUGGUGUCUUUGUCAAAGAUGGCCGAUCUUCUGGUUCACGUGGCACAUGCACUGAGAUUCCUGGAACAAGAAACCUCAAAACCUGAGGCUUCAUGGAAGGAUGCUGUAGAUAAGGUUGAUGGAGACCUUAAGCCUUUUAAGGAAAUGCUUGCCUCCCUAAUUAAAUCGUUUGAGGAGGUCGCCAGCAUCAAAUCACUACCAGCACUAGAAAAGGAGCUUGAAGAGAAGAACAUCAGCUAUGAUCUUGAGAUGGGAAAAUCACCAACUACAAAUUUGUCUAGACUUGCUGGUUCAGGCAAUCGUGAAGAUGAAAUGGAGAAGAUGAUAAGCUGUUAUCUUCAAAAUUCUAAGGAAAUUGUGGAAGGUGUGGAAGGUGAGGAAGUGAGGAGCCUAAUGGUAUUGAGCUUAAGCGGCUUGGGGUUUUGCAUGAGCGGCUUGAUGAGAGAGACAAGAGAGAUCGAACAGGGAAUAAAGGAUAUUGUACAGUGGGAGAAUCAUUCAAGCCACGUAAAUCUGUAUGAAAUCUCAUGUAAGGCGCAUGCUUUAUACAAUUGA
This is a messenger RNA of Vitis vinifera (wine grape), 2406 nucleotides long. RefSeq lists its product as uncharacterized. The transcript has 3 exons. Bases 1 to 2406 code for a protein of 801 amino acids. Gene Ontology annotation, cellular component: plasma membrane. Gene Ontology annotation, molecular function: transmembrane transporter activity. Lineage: Eukaryota; Viridiplantae; Streptophyta; Magnoliopsida; Vitales; Vitaceae. The record is from RefSeq and is a predicted model, not a curated record. Gene Ontology annotation, biological process: transmembrane transport.